This is a messenger RNA of Brassica oleracea var. oleracea, 567 nucleotides long. RefSeq names its product formin-like protein 3. The record is from RefSeq and is a predicted model, not a curated record. NCBI's taxonomy places the organism in Eukaryota, Viridiplantae, Streptophyta, Magnoliopsida, Brassicales, Brassicaceae. The transcript has a single exon. The coding region runs from base 1 to 567 and encodes 188 amino acids.
AUGUCUCAUCUAAAGGUUGAUGUCGACCUCACAAAACCGCUUCCAAGUGUGGUGGAGUUCACACGCCAGUCGGGUGAAGUUGUUGAGGUGCUGGUAACUUAUCCAUGGAUUCCACCUACUUGCUCUCACUGCAAGGAAAUUGGAUAUGUCAUGAGAAACUGCCUCAAGCUUCCACCACCACCUAAGAAACAACCUCCUCCUCCAAGGUCUAGUAAAACACCUCGGAAGAACCCUUCUGAGCCUGCGGAAGUAGCACCUGUAAAAAAUAAAGAUGAUAUCUGUAAGGCUCCCUCUGUUAUAAUUAAAGGCGCUACUUCAUCUUCUUCCAAUGCUACUCUUAAGGGUAAAGGUGUAGCCGAAUCUCCUAAUCCCCCUACUUUGCCCCCCAUUCCUGCCCCCUCCAGUUCUUCCAACUCCGCUAACACCCCUUCUUUACCCCCGCCUCGCCCUGUCUCAAACGUUGAUCCUCCUGGCCCCUCCACUACUAAAAAACCAGAUUCUCAACUUGUCCCUUAUCUUUCUUCACCCCUCUCCCCUCCCAACCCUCCUGAACAUCCAAAAAAAUGA